AUGGUGACCCAUCUUCGACGUUCGCUGGUAAGUCCUACUAGUAGGACUUCUGAUCCAGAUCUUCCAUCUUCUUCCUUCGUCGACUCCUCGAAAAUAUCCCGUCCAGAUGUGCUGGUCUCUUCCUGCGAAAGACUUGGCGUCUUCAAAGCGAAGCUCGAGGCUGCCGGUGGUGUUAAGUUCUCCAGAAUGGGCAGCCCGGAGGUCGCUAACCGGAAUGCAUCGCAGACCUCAGACGGAAGUUUGGGCAGGUACUCGGGGACGGCUCACCGCCGCGGCGAUACUUCUACUUUCAUUUCACGACGGCCACGGACGCGAAGACGACGUCGACUAUACUUCGGGACGUGCAGGACACUGUCGUCCUCACAAGUCUACAGAAAAGCAACCGCAUAG
Molecule: messenger RNA, 390 nt
Organism: Sparassis crispa
Lineage: Eukaryota; Fungi; Basidiomycota; Agaricomycetes; Polyporales; Sparassidaceae
Exons: 4
Coding region: 1-390 (129 amino acids)
Source: RefSeq, a predicted model, not a curated record